CACACACACACAACACCAACAGUACGAGGAGAGAGAGAGAGCGUGGCAUUAAUUCACAGAAAAGAAAAACCCCGCGUGUAGAUACAAAAGUUGUAUAUAUAUUCACCCACCACACAAAAUAUAUAUGGACUAAUUAAUAAGAUUAUUACUAUUAUGAAGUGGGGAAAGAAAAUAUGUGAGUGGUGUGGAGAGAGACAGAUCAUGUACAUAGAAACGGUAAAAACGAGAGAGCAAGGUCCAUCAUAUAAUUAAUCAUAAUACACUACUACACUUUUAGUAGGUGGAAACAAAGUCUUCAACAAGAUUCACACACACACAAACACACAUAUUAUACACAUUGCCUGUGUAUUACCAGUGAAGGGUUUGUUUUUUGGGGGAAAAAAUAAAAAAAAGAAAGUAGAGAGAGAAAGAGGAGAGAGAGAGAGAGAGAAAAUGGGGAGGGGAAGAGUGCAGUUGAAGAGAAUAGAGAACAAAAUAAACAGGCAGGUGACAUUUUCAAAGAGGCGAUCUGGUCUUCUUAAGAAAGCUCACGAGAUUUCAGUUCUGUGCGAUGCCGAUGUUGGUUUGAUUGUCUUUUCCACCAAAGGAAAGCUGUCUGAAUAUGCUUCUGAUUCUAGCAUGGAAAGGAUCCUCGAACGAUACGAUCGAUAUUCAUACGCUGAAAAGAAGAUGAAAGAACCAGAUCUCGAAUCCCCGGCAAGUUGGAGUUUAGAGCAUGCAAAGCUAAAGGCAAGGAUGGAGGUUUUGCAGAGAAAUCAGAAGCAUUAUAUGGGAGAUGAGCUUGAUAAUCUUAGCACGAGGGAGCGGCAGAAUUUAGAACACCCACCCGAGGGUUCUCUUAAGCACACUCGAGCACGCGAGAUUUAA
Molecule: messenger RNA, 867 nt
Organism: Erythranthe guttata (spotted monkey flower)
Lineage: Eukaryota; Viridiplantae; Streptophyta; Magnoliopsida; Lamiales; Phrymaceae
Source: RefSeq, a predicted model, not a curated record